Molecule: messenger RNA, 1619 nt
Organism: Lingula anatina
Lineage: Eukaryota; Metazoa; Brachiopoda; Lingulata; Lingulida; Lingulidae
Product: prestin-like
Biological process (GO): transmembrane transport
Cellular component (GO): membrane
Source: RefSeq, a predicted model, not a curated record
GUAUGGCAUACGCCUUGUUAGCAGGUCUACCGUCCAUCCACGGUCUCUAUGUGUCCUUCUUCCCCCCGCUAGUUUACUUCUUCUUUGGGACGUCCAAACACACUUCUCUAGGUACAAUGGCGGUGGUUUGUCUCAUGGCCGGAGCGGUCGUUGACAGACAAACCGUAUCAUGGACACCUCCUAUUUCGUCUCUUGACAUCUUAAACGUUUCAAGCUUUGCCAAUGACACCCCAGUUUCUGGAAACAUCACAUGUGAUGCCGAUACCAACUCUAACCAAGAGUGCGUGGACUUCAAGAUAGGUGUAGCAACUGCUUUGGCCAUGUUGGUUGGAUUCUGGCAGUUGAUGAAGGGAAUUCUCCGUCUUGGCUUUAUCACCAACUACCUCUCCGACCCCCUAAUCAGUGGAUUUACCACGGGGGCGGCAUGUCACGUGUUCUCUUCGCAGAUAAAACAUGUCUUUGGACUCAGUAUUAAGGCAUCAGAAGUCACCAAUCCGUUUAAACUCGUCAAGUUUUACUUCCAAUUCUUCCAAAGUCUUCCACAGACUAAUCUUGCAGCUUUGACGACAUCUGUUAUAUGUAUUCUGGCUCUUGCACUUACCAAAGAAUGCAUCAAUGCCAGGUUCAAAUCUAAAAUGAAAAUGCCGGUGCCUAUUGAGCUGAUAGUGGUAAUCGUGUCAACAGUUGUAUGUUACUUUGCUAAACUAGACGAGGAAUUUAAGGUGACAGUGGUUGGGUACAUUCCUACAGGGAUUCCAGAGCCUACUCUGCCACCCGUGGAACAUUUCUCAAAUUUGAUAAUGGAUGCUUUUGGAGUGUCAAUUGUUGCAUUCACCAUAUCAGUGUCAAUGGCAAAGAUACUGGCCCAGCAACAGGCGUACACCAUCGAUGCUACCCAGGAACUUAUUGCCUAUGGUUUGAGUAAUGUGGUUGGUUCUGUUUUUUCCACAUUUCCGUGCUGUGUUUCUAUGUCAAGAAGUCUGGUUCAGGAGACAACUGGAGGAAAGACCCAGGUAGCAAGCUUGGUUUCCUGUUUAUUCAUAUUUAUUGUCAUACUAUUUGCUGGCUCACUUUUUAGGACACUUCCAAGAUGUGUUCUUGCUUCCAUCGUCAUCGUGGCACUGAAAGGCAUGUUCCUGCAGGUCAAAGAUCUCAACAGACUGUGGAGGAUUUCAAAAUUUGAUUUUGCUAUCUGGACUGUUACGUUUCUGGCCGUAGUGCUACUGAACGUGGACUGGGGUCUGAUCGUCGGAGUUGGAUUCUCUCUCGUGACUGUUGUGUUUAGAACUCAAUGGCCGAGGUCAUCUGUGCUAGGACGAUGCCCUAAUUCAGAAAUAUACGUUGAUACCAAAACCUAUAAGAAUACCAUACAAGACCCUGGAAUCAAGAUAUUCCGAUUUGAAUCUUCCCUGUACUACGCAAACGCUGAACGCUUCAGUCACAAGCUGUACUCAGCCACCGGAUGUGACCCUGGACUUUUGAUGACGUCACAGGACAGAGGUGAAGACAAGAGUGCAAAGGAGGGGGAAGAUGACCAGACACAACGUGGGUUAAAUCAGUUUAAUGCGUAUGUAAGGUUUUAUAAGAAGCUGUGGAUGACCAAAAAUAAGCGUAUGUAA